Molecule: messenger RNA, 2609 nt
Organism: Raphanus sativus (radish)
Lineage: Eukaryota; Viridiplantae; Streptophyta; Magnoliopsida; Brassicales; Brassicaceae
Product: protein TOC75-3, chloroplastic-like
Exons: 6
Coding region: 109-2502 (797 amino acids)
Biological process (GO): chloroplast organization; protein import into chloroplast stroma
Cellular component (GO): chloroplast outer membrane
Source: RefSeq, a predicted model, not a curated record
UCCAAGAUAUAUGCUAAAGUGCUAACAAUAAUUUUAAUACACAACUGUUUCACCAAGAGGUCAAUAGCUUUCCCCGCAAGUCAAAACCUUCUCUCUCUCCUCUCCGCCAUGUCAAAAUUCGCCAUCAACGGGCAGCUUAUCUUGCUACCGGAGGUUUCAACCACCAACUCUCAUCUCCCCACUCCCCGCAAACACUCAGCUCCUUCUUCCUCUCACGAACUCCUCAACAACGCUCCUUCCCCUCGCUUCCCAUCUCUUAUAUGUUGCUGCAGCUCACCUAACCGGAACACGGAGCCUUCCUCUAGCGGCCAUCUCCUCAAAUCGCUGGGAAAGUCUCUUUUCUUCGGCUCGAUUUCGCCCGCCGCGUCUCAGUUCUCCUCGACUUUCAGCGGCGGAGGAGGAGGAGGAGAUGGUGGCUUAUGGAGGGACUUGUUCUCUCUGGCGACUCCAGUGGCCGUCGCAGACGAGAAACACUCACCGGACUGGGAUUCUCACGGGUUACCGGCGAACAUUGUGGUUCAGCUGAACAAGCUCAGUGGUUUAAAAAAGUACAAAAUCUCCGACGUUCUCUUCUUCGACCGGCGGAGCAAAACCACCGCCCCCGCGGAAGACUCACUCUCCGAGAUGGUACCGAUUCAUCCAGGAGAAAUCCACACAAAAGCUCAACUUCAGAACGACCUAGAAACCCUAACUUCUUCAGGUAUGUUCGAAAAAGUCGAUCUCUUGGGGAACACGAAACCUGACGGAACCCUAGGUCUCACAUUCUCUUUCGUGGAGAGCACGUGGAAAUCCGCGGAGAGGUUCCGUUGCAUCAACGUCGGGCUAAUGACACAACCUAAGCCCGUACCCACUGACUCGGAUAUGACGGAUAGAGAGAUGAUUGAGUAUUAUAGGAACCAGGAGAAGGAUUACAAACGGAGGAUCGACAAGGCGAGGCCUUGUAUGCUUCCAGGACCGGUUCAAAGAGAGAUGAUGCUUAUGCUUAGGGAUCAGAAGAACGUUAGUGCCAGCCUUCUGCGGAGGAUCGGUGAUAGAGUUGUGAAAUGGUAUCGAGACAAUGGGUACGCGUAUGCAAACGUUACCAACUUUGGGAGCUUGAACUCUAAGGAACUUGUCUGUGAAGUCUCUGAAGGAGACAUAACAAGGGUUGUUAUCCAGUUUCAAGACAAGCUUGGUAAUGUGGUUGAAGGUCACACACAGAUUCCUAUCAUCCACAGGGAAAUUCCCAAACAGCUACGUCCAGGUCAUGUGCUCAACAUGAAAGCUGCGAACCAAGCUGUGAAGAACAUUUUUUCUUUGAACUUGUUCUCUAACGUCGAGAUCAUUCCCCGGGCCGAUGAGAAAAACGAAGGAGGUGUUAUUGUUGAGAUCAACCUUAGGGAGGCAGAUAAGAAAUCAGCAGAAGUCAGUACAGAAUGGAAUAUUGUACCUGGACCUGGAGGAGCUCCUUCAUUGGAGUCGUUCCAGCCAGGAGGAUCUGUUAGUUUCGAACACAAAAACAUCCACGGUCUUAACCGAACCUUCAUGGGUUCAGUGACCACUAGCAACCUCUUAAAUCCUGAGGAUGAUCUUGCGUUUAAGCUCGAGUAUGUACACCCACAUCUGGACGGUGUUUACAAUUCUCGAAACCGUAUCUUCAAAACAAGCGCCUUCAACAGCAGAAAACUUAGCCCAGUGUUCACUGGGGGCCCCGGAUUUGAGGAACUAGUGCCUCCAUUGGUGGUGGACCGAGUUGGACUGAAAGCUAAUAUUACCGAGAACUUCACCCGUCAGAGUAAAUCCACUUAUGGACUUGUGUUGGAAGAGAUAACAACCAGAGAUGGAAACAUUCAAAUCUGUAAAAGUGGUAUGAGGUUAUUACCUGAUGGAGGAACCAGUGAUGAUGGACCUCCAACAACUCUAAGUGGCACCGGUGUUGACCGUGUAGCGUUUCUACAAGCCAACGUAACCAGAGACAACACCAAGUUUGUGAAUGGUGCCAUUGUUGGAGAUAGGACUGUCUUUCAGGUGGAUCAAGGAUUGGGUAUAGGAAGCAAGUGCCCUUUCUUCAACCGCCACCAACUAAGUUUGACAAAAUUCAUUCAGCUGAAACGUGUUAAAGAAGGAUCCGGUAUACCACAACCGCCUGUGCUAGUCCUCCAUGGCCAUUACGGUAGCUGUGUAGGUGAUCUUCCAAGCUACGAAUCUUUUGCUAUUGGUGGACCUAACUCUGUUCGUGGCUACACCAUGGGAGAGCUAGGUGCGGCGAGAAACAUUCUCGAGUUGAGUGCUGAGAUUAGAGUCCCUGUGAAGAACACACACGUGUAUGCAUUUGCUGAGCAUGGCAACGAUUUAGGGAGCUCAAAGGACGUGAAGGGGAAUCCAACGGCGGCUUACAGGAGAAUGGGACAUGGCUCAUCGUAUGGUUUGGGUGUGAAACUAGGCCAAGUACGUGCUGAGUAUGCUGUAGAUCACAAUCGUGGAACCGGCGCUUUCUUUCUCCGGUUUGGAGAGAGGUAUUGAAGUUAAACCCAAAAAUAAUAAACCUUAUGUAAUCUGAACUUAGCCGUAUGAGGAGCUUAAACUAUAGUUUUUGAACGAUUUUACUGAAAACAAAUCAGACUAUUCAU